Molecule: messenger RNA, 3048 nt
Organism: Pogona vitticeps (central bearded dragon)
Lineage: Eukaryota; Metazoa; Chordata; Lepidosauria; Squamata; Agamidae
Gene: POFUT4
Product: protein O-fucosyltransferase 4
Cellular component (GO): Golgi membrane
Molecular function (GO): alpha-(1->3)-fucosyltransferase activity
Source: RefSeq, a predicted model, not a curated record
GCCUUCUGCGCCUGCAGCAAUCUUAGCUAAAUUUAAAAUGAAUGCAAAAGCAACAACACUUAUUAAGGCAACAAAAAGGAUUACAGAAAAAGUAUGUAACUUUGAUGGUGACAAUGAAAAUUCAAAAUACUGCAGUUGAAAGAUUUUCUGUACCUCACUUCAAUCACCAAUGCAAAUAAACUGCUAUCAAGAAAUCUGGAGAAUAGAUUUGGAAGGCCAUCCAUGAAGGAACCGGAGGAUUUGUCGCUGGAGAUAACCCAUACUAUGAUACUCCCAAUUACUUUGCAUUGAUGUGAAAGAUGGACAGUGAAGAAAUUGAAGUAAACAAUUGAAUUUAUUCAAAAUGUAUUGUAGGAGAGUUUUAUAAAUAUCAUGGACUACCAGAGCAGGUCAAGCCUGAAUGUUCUAAAAGAAGAAAAUGAUCAAGGCUUUGGGAGACCACUGAUUCAUAGUUAAUGAGAAGUGAGUUAAUAGCAAAUCAAUAGUAAUUACUCUCAACUAAUUUGCUUUGAUUUCCGUGAGUCCACCUAGGUAUUCAACUAGGUCGCAGUGGCAGAAACAGCAUCGGGCCAAGGCAGCCCCCACUGGGGCCGUGACGCCCCGCUAGCCAGUCAGCCAGAGGCGGCGUCGCAAGGUUGCCCAGAUCGUGAUUUAACAGUGCCGGGAAAACGUCCGAGCCCCGGCACGGCUCUGCCUAGGCGGCCGGAAAGAGGAGGGAGGGCCGCGGAGGAAGGGCCCAAGGCGACCAGAGGAGAAUGGCUUUCCUCCGCCGACCCUUCUCCUCGCUGGCCCUCCUCGCUCACUGCUGCUUUUGGGCUCUGCCGCCGGUCUCGGCGCUGCAAGAAAGAGGAAGGCCCGGCCUGGCCGACUUUGAGCGAAAGGGCGACCGGAGGCCCGCUUCGUCUGAGGGGAACGAACCGGCCGGGCCGUCGGUGUGGGAUGGCGACGAUGUCGACAGCGGCCUCUCGGCCGAGCUUCCUGUGGGCGCUUUUGACGAGGCAGCAGCGGCGGCGUCUUUCUUCCAACCGGCCGAGGUGACGCCGGGCCUCUUGAUGGGGGCGGCGGCGGCGCCUUCCUUCCGCGGCCCGGGCAACAACGACACCCGCCGCAACAAGGAGCUGCCGAUCCUGCUGUGGUGGAGCGGGAGCCUCUUCCCGCACUUCCCCGGCGACACGGAGCGCCUCGACUGCCCGCGCAGCUCCUGCUUGUCCACCAAGAACCGGCGGGUGAGGCUCCAGCGGCGGACGCGGGCCCUCCUUUUCUACGGGACGGACUUCCGGGCCUACGAGGCCCCUUUGCCGCGGCUGCCCCACCAGACCUGGGCCUUGUUCCACGAGGAGUCGCCCAUGAACAACUACCUUCUCUCCCACCGGCCCGGGAUCGCCCUCUUCAACUACACGGCCACUUUCCGCCGGGAGUCCGACUACCCUUUGAGCCUCCAGUGGCUGCCGGACUUGGCCUACCUGCGCCGGAGGCCGGCCUUCAGCCUGGCCGAGAAAGAGCGCUGGCGGCGGCGGCCGAGGAGGGAGGGCGGCCUGGCCCCCGUGCUCUACGCCCAGUCCCACUGCGACGUGCCUUCGGACCGAGACCGAUACGUGCGGGAGCUCAUGAAAUACAUCCCGGUGGAUUCUUAUGGUAAAUGCCUGAACAAUCGGGAGUUUCCCAGUAUGAGGCUGAGAGACACUUCUACAGCAACUACAGAGGAUUCUGAAUUUAUGACAUUUAUUUCUAAGUACAAGUUUCAUCUAGCGAUGGAGAAUGCCAUAUGCCACGAUUACAUGACAGAGAAACUUUGGCGGCCGAUGCAUGUCGGAGCGGUUCCAAUCUAUCGUGGUUCACCAUCAGUACGAGACUGGAUGCCUAAUGACCAUUCCAUCAUUCUCAUUGAUGAUUUUGAAAGCCCCAAAGAACUAGCUGAAUAUAUUGAUUUCUUGGACAGGAAUCCUGAUGAGUACUUGAAAUAUCUAGAGUACAAGAAUCCAGGUGGCUUUACAAACCAGUUCUUGAUAGAUAACAUGGAGAGACGUGAAUGGGGCGUGAAUGAUAUGACACUGCCUAAUUAUUUGAAUGGAUUUGAGUGUUUUGUCUGUGACAGGGAGAAUGCCAGAAUCAAUGCGGAGAAGGACCAUAAGAGGACUCACGGGAAACUGCCCGCUCCAGAACCUCAUAUAGCCCAGUUCACACACAUGGGGUGUCCCCCGCCUGCACCUGGAUAUGGAAACAUUGAAGAUAUUCCUGCAGGAGACAGCUGGAAGGAAAUGUGGCUCCAGGAUUAUUGGCAGAGCCUUGAUCAAGGUGAAGCUCUCACGGCUAUGAUUCACCACAAUGAAUCACAACAAGGGAAAUUUUGGGAUUACAUGCACAAAGUCUUUCUGAAGAGAACUGGGCAAAACUGACCCUUUAUCAAUGAAAUAUUCUUUUUCAUAUUAAAAACAAGCUAGCCAUUUUGGAACAUCAAUGAACAAAUAAAAUCUUAGUGAGCAAGAUAUGCACAACUGUCACCAUAAUAAAACUGAAGUUCUGGGACAACAUGGAGAUAAUCCCUUACAUGUUUUUCUGACUUUGGAGACUACCUUUUUCAUGGGUUCAAAGAGAAGUUCAACUUCAGACCAGAUUUUGUCAUUGUUUCAUUUCCUGGUGCUUCCAAAAGAGCAACAUCACCUUGCAGCCUAAGAAAAAGAUCUAGUGCAUAUGGUGAUGUAAAAAUGGUAUUAUUUUUACACAUGUGCUGAAUUACUUUGAACAUGGGCUAUUGUGCUUACAGUAAGCUAUAUUUCAGGGACUUUUCUUCCUUUCAUAAAUAUUCUACAUUAAUCAGUGGAGUUUUCCAAAAACUUCAUAUAGAGUUUUUAUCAGAGUGAUACUGAGGAAUUGUUUCAAGAAAGGAAUUGUUACUAUGAAAACGAUAAUUGGUUCUGAAACUGUUGACUGGAUUGUUCUCUCUGGGAAGUACUAUUUCCAUAACAGAUAUGCAUUUCCCUUUGCACAGAUCACUCCGUGGCCUUCCUAAAACUGUAAAUACAUUAAAGUUCAUUUUUUUCUGCCAAA